GUGCCAGUGAUCUGUGUAUUAAUAGUCGAGCUGUUGGCUUUAGUAUCACCCGGCUGAUAUCUCAUGAAGAUGCCUGGAGAGAAGGAAAAAGUUCCCUUGAUCGACCUGCUGAUAACGGCUAUCAUAGACAACGAUAUGAAGACAAUGAAAUCAUUGCUGAGCAAAGGAUUCAAGCUGAACGAAGUGAAAGAUAAGAAGGGGUGGACUGGACUCCACUGGGCGGCUCUUUCAGGGACCCUGGAGAUCGUCCAGGAACUAGUAAAGGCAGGGGCCUCUUUCAAGAUCCAAGACUCCAGCGGGGAAACUCCACUUCACAAGGCAGCUUUCUCAGGGAACAGGACGGUGGCUGAGUACUUACUCUCGCAAGGCGCAGAACCAUUAGCCGUCAACGGAUCAGAAGAGACUCCACUGUUCAAGGCGGUGAGCGGAGGGCACGUCGACUUGGUCCAGAUGUUCCUGGAGAAGGGUGACAGCGUCAAUAGGAAGAACAGCAAAGGAUCGACUCCUCUUCAUCGUGCGGCUUUCGAGGGGAGGGAGGCGGUGGCAGAUAUACUGCUCUCUUCGGGCGCGGAUAUGGAGUCGAUUGAUCAGUGGGGUAUGACACCUAUCUUCGACGCCGCUGGCAAAGGGAAAGUGGGAGUGCUACAGCUGCUCAUAGAGAAAGGAGCCAAGGUGAAUUACACAACACACGAUGGGACCACCCCCCUGCACGCGGCAGCAGCCCACGGGCGCAAGGACUCCAUCAGCAUCCUGGCAGAGCACGGGGCGGAGGUGGACAAGCCGGACACCGUCGGGGACACGGCACUCCACGAGGCGGCCGGCAGGGGGAGGAUCGAGGCGGUGAAGGAGCUCUUGUCGACCGGAGCCUCGGUGGACACGGUGGGCUGGCUGCGGAGGACCUCUUUGCACCUGGCCGUGGCCGAGGGGCGGUCGGAGGUGGCGGCGGUGCUCCUGGCCCACGGGGCUGACCCCACCCUGAGGGACAGCCUGGGGCAGAGCCCUCUGGAGGUGGCGAGGAAGGAGGGCCACAGGAUAAUGGUGGAGAUGCUGGAGCAGGCCACUGCCAGGGAGGCGGGCCAGUAGUGGCUGCCUUCCUCUUGAGCUGACGAGGCUGUGAUUUAGUUGCAG
This is a messenger RNA of Nezara viridula (southern green stink bug), 1128 nucleotides long. Lineage: Eukaryota; Metazoa; Arthropoda; Insecta; Hemiptera; Pentatomidae. The record is from the annotation of a GenBank genome assembly.